This is a messenger RNA of Microbotryum saponariae, 1702 nucleotides long. NCBI's taxonomy places the organism in Eukaryota, Fungi, Basidiomycota, Microbotryomycetes, Microbotryales, Microbotryaceae. The record is from the annotation of a GenBank genome assembly.
AUGCGAUCAUGCGGCCUUGGUUUGGCCAUUCGCCGCUCACCCACAUUCCAACACCAGUCGACGCACGCUGCAACGGCAAGGGAUCCCGUAGCGUCGACCUCAGCCUCGUCGGCCUCAAUCUCGGCUACGACCGCUUACUCUCCGGCACCUUCCCCGAAGGCCAGUUAUAGCUUGAUUCUACAAGAACUGGCCCGAUGGGUAGAGCCCUCUCCGACGACCUUGAACUCAAAGGCGGCCGAAACACUGGGCACCGACCUUCCACGACGGUCACUCAUCGUGUCCUUCAUCGCCCUGGCUUUCACAGCCGUGCUCGAAGUACCCAAGCCGGACCAAGCCGUCGUCGAUUCUCUGCUCGAUACCCAAAUCCAACCUCCGAAUCGGCCUCGACCUCGCCCCAAUCCGGGCAUCACCCCGCCCAACUCCGUAGAGUUGCAAGCUGAUCCGUCCUCCGACCCGUUGACGCCUGUCACUCACAUCUUCUCGUCCCCUCCUGCAUCGACGGAUUGGAGUCCUACAAGCUCUCCGCUCUCCGGCUCGCGCCUCCCGUCGAAAUUGAUCAACAUAGUUCAAGAUCGCGGGUUCGUGAUCAAGGCCAGCUUGUCGAACGCGCACUGGUCUAUGAUGGUGCGUCACGCGCUCUGCCAUGCUGCUCCUGUCCUAGCCCUUGUAGCCCAGCUCACCAGAAAGGAUCGUUUACUUCAUGCUCUUGCGCAGUCGUACACGGGCACGAGCCGCGUGGACCUGGUCGAGAUCGGCUUUGAUAUCGUCUCUUCGGUUCCUUUCGACUCGCCCCUUCCGUCCCGUCCGUCGACUCGCCCCUCCCCCGCGAGCGAUUUUAUCCGGGGCCUCCAUUUGUCCGAUGCUGUUUUGCGAUGGCUGUCCGAAAACCACCGGGAAAAGCCACCCUCCGGCAGUACUUCCCGUCCCGACCUCCUUCUCCAGACGAAGAUCCGCAGUGGGCUCGAAUCGAUCCAAGACUUCCAGGGGGAUUCGAUCGUCCUCGAGCUCUUCCCGGGGGUUUUCGGACAGCCAUCGCAAAACAAGGACGAUCGAAUCCCCCUGGAAGUCUUGGAUCGAUUCGAGCCCACUGCGGAUCUUCGUCUGGAGAAGGAGGUCGGGACGGGAAGUACUGCCGGAGGGUGGCUUGCGAACGUGGUGCGCGUCAACCGACCUUUGUGCUCAUCGGCCAAAGCCGAGGUACCCCUGGUUGAUCACCCUGCUCCGAACACGAGGUACUUUCUCAAGCUCGUGACCGGUCAUUACGUCGGCUCGGUCAUCCGCGAGACGCUAUUCUACCAGCAUGUCUUCCCCUACCUUCCCGACUAUCUCCGACAAUAUCUGCCGCAAUAUCACGGCACGUACCGAAGGACCAAUGGCAACGGCUACGCCAUGGUACUUGAGAAUGUGGGGACGACGAUGAACGAGCUCGAGUUUUACGAAUCGCCCGGCCAAUUGUGGUGAGUUCCUGCAGGGCGGCGCACUGAUCCAGCCAUGUGCAAGCCGGUCAAGAGGCUGCGCGGAUUCCUAACCCUCUGAUUCUUCUUCCUCGUUCUCUUGGAUGUGCAGGGAGAUUGAGGCGGCUUUUAGGGAACUUGGCAUCAUCCACAAUGAUGUCAGCGCCGGCAACGUACUGGUUCGACCCAACAAUGGUCGUCUUUGCUUCGUUGAUUGGGGACGAUCGUAUCUCAAACUCCGAGGGUGA